Messenger RNA from Trypanosoma brucei brucei TREU927, 834 nucleotides. RefSeq lists its product as hypothetical. Gene Ontology annotation, biological process: protein transport. The record is from RefSeq and is a predicted model, not a curated record. Bases 1 to 834 code for a protein of 277 amino acids. NCBI's taxonomy places the organism in Eukaryota, Euglenozoa, Kinetoplastea, Trypanosomatida, Trypanosomatidae. The transcript has a single exon.
AUGAGCAGUUUUUGGUCCAAGAAGUCCACAGCAUUCAACCCCAACAAACUGAAGGCGAACCUCCGUAUGGCAAUUACACGGUUACGCAUGCAGCAAAACAAGUUGGUUAACGGAAUAAAAAUUCAACGGCGACAGGUGGCGGAGCUGCUUGCGUUACAGAAAUACGAAUCGGCUCGCGUGAGAGUCGAGCAGGUUUUACGGGACGACGUCAGUAUCGAGGGCUACGAAGUGCUCGCGUUGUUUCUUGACCUCCUGUCCAAUCGUGUGCACCUCAUAACAAACAUUAGCGAUGAAUGUGUGAGUGGAAGCAGUGACAACAGAAAGAAGGGGCUGGCACUGUGCCCACCAGAACUAAAGGAAAGUAUCACAUCGGUGCUUUGGGCUGCAGCUCAACUCGGCAACGUCGUACCAGAGUUGCAGAACGUGAGCAAGUGCUUCGAGGCAAAGUUGGGUGCAGAUUUUGUAGCAAUGAGCGUCAGCAACGCAGAGUUUUCUGUGAACCAGAAAAUUAUCGAGCGUCUAGGCUUUAACACACCAUCGAAUGCGCGCUGUAUUGAGUAUCUCACGAACGUGGCAACAGAAUAUAGCAUUGAGGGAUACGAUGAACAGAGGUUGCUGGACCCAAGCGGAUUAGUUCCAUCAGUAUCCACCACUGAGAAUGUAGGAACCUCAUUAGGUGUUGAUGUGGAUACCACCACAUUAGGAAGCGUGAUUGACCCUACAGGUGUACCUGAGGGCGGUAUAAUAAGGACCCCCUCAGGUUUCUUGCUUCCGGCUCUAACGCAAGCGCGCGAUGAAUUGGAGUGCCGCUUACUUCAGCUUAAACGUGGUUGA